Mya arenaria is the source of this 1089-nucleotide messenger RNA. RefSeq names its product mucin-5AC-like. Bases 1 to 1089 code for a protein of 362 amino acids. The transcript has a single exon. The record is from RefSeq and is a predicted model, not a curated record. Lineage: Eukaryota; Metazoa; Mollusca; Bivalvia; Myida; Myidae.
AUGAUUGCGAACGACUACUUCUAUACAUAUUCCAAAGACGACGAGAUCAAAGAAAGUACACCACUAGGCAUCCUCGGUGAGCAACCCGGAAAUAUGAUUGCGAACGACUACUUCUAUACAUAUUCCAAAGACGACGAGAUCAAAGAAAGUACACCACUAGGCAUCCUCGGUGAGCAACCCGGAAAUAUGAUUGCGAACGACUACUUCUAUACAUAUUCCAAAGACGACGAGAUCAAAGAAAGUACACCACUAGGCAUCAUCGGUGAGCAACCCGGAAAUAUGAUUGCGAACGACUACUUCUAUACAUAUUCCAAUGACGACGAGAACAAAGAAAGUACACCACUAGGCAUCCUCGGUGAGCAACCCGGAAAUAUGAUUGCGAACGACUACUUCUAUACAUAUUCCAAUGACGACGAGACAAAAGAAAGUACACCACUUGGCAUCCUCGGGGAGGCGUCAACAGGUUAUUUCACUACAACUCCGCAAAACACGCAAAAUACGCAACCAAGCUCUACCCACAGAUCAGUGGAGACUAUGACACCCCCGCCAUUUACGUCUUCAAUCACUACCUACAGUUCAGUCGAGACAAUGACAUCCCUGCCAUUUACGUCUUCAAUCACUACCUACAGUUCAGUCGAGACUAUGACAUCCUCGCCAAGGACGUCUGCAAGCAGAACGCCUCAAAGCUCUACCCAACGUAUAGUGGAAGAAACGACACUGUCUCAAAAUACGCCAUUGAGCUCCAUUAAUGCUUUAGAUGACAAAGUGACAGCUUCUCCUAAUUCGCAUGCAAGCUCUACCAUCCGUCAAGAUGAAGAGACGACAUCCCCGACAGAAAACCCUGCAAGCUAUACCCACAGUGUAGUUGAAGAAAUGACAUUGUCACCAAAUACGCCUGCAAGCUAUACCAACAGUGUACUUAAAGAAACGACAUCGCCACCAAACACGCCUGCAAGCUUUACCAACACUGAAGUUGAAGAAAUGACAUCGCCACCAAAUACGCCUGCAAGCUCUACCCACAGUUUAAUUGCAGAAACGAGAUCCCCGGCAAAUACGUCAUCAAGCCCCAAAAGUGCAAAGAACAACUGA